CCCACGACAUCUGAAGAGCGCCACCACCAUCGCCGCGUCACAUACCCCAUGUACAAUUCGGCGCGUCACAAGCCGCGGCGGUGGCCGCUGGUGCUGCGCUUCUGCAAAGGCGCCAUCCACGGAGCUGUCUUCAUUCCCGUCGUGUUGCACUCGCUGUUCACAGCCAUAAUCGUCUAUCUCGACAGCGAGGUGGGCGAGCUAGGCCUCCCCUCAUCGCUCAUCCCCAGCCUGUCCAUCGUCGUGGGCCUGAUGCUCGUCUUCCGUAACCAAACGUCCUACGACCGCUUCUGGACGGGACGCAACCUGCUAACCGAGUGCUGCACCUGCGUGCGCAACCUGACGCGCUCGUUCCUGGUCAGCAGCUCGCGCGCCGCCAUCGACAACUUCGAUGGCCACAUGGAGUUUGGGCAGGCGUCGCCGGCCGAGCGCGCCGACACCGAGAAGACGGUCCGCGUCCUGACCGCGCUGCUGUACGCCCUCAAGCACAACCUGCGCGCCGAGUACAGCCUCGGCGAAGGCGUGCCCGCCACUUCCCACCCCGAGCUCGCGCCUCUCUUGCCCACGGAUCUGUAUGCCCACGAGGAUCGCGGCCUCGGCAUGCCCCUGCAGCUGGCCGUGCUCGUCGAGGCGUAUAUCCGUCGCGGCGUCGCGCGCGGCUGGUUCCAUGGCCCCCAGGCCUCGCAGCUUACCGUGCAGUUGAAUGCGCUGACGGGCGCCUAUGGUCGCAUGGAGGCCAUCCGCGUCACGCCGAUCCCGGUCGCCCAUCUCAUCCAUAUGAAGCAGGUGCUGGCGCUGUACGGCGCCGUGUUGCCGUUCAGCUUGGUGGACGAGUUUGGCUGGUGGAGCAUUCCGAUUGUGGCGUUGAUUACUUUUACGCUGUAUGGCAUUGACGGCAUUGGGAAUCAGCUGGAGGAUCCGUUUGGCUAUGACAAGAACGAUAUCAAGAUGGAUGGCAUUGUCGAGGACGCGAGGGUCGAGUGCCAAGUUUUGUUGGAUGAGUGGAAG
Molecule: messenger RNA, 1005 nt
Organism: Aplosporella prunicola CBS 121167
Lineage: Eukaryota; Fungi; Ascomycota; Dothideomycetes; Botryosphaeriales; Aplosporellaceae
Exons: 1
Molecular function (GO): chloride channel activity
Source: RefSeq, a predicted model, not a curated record